Molecule: messenger RNA, 714 nt
Organism: Capra hircus (goat)
Lineage: Eukaryota; Metazoa; Chordata; Mammalia; Artiodactyla; Bovidae
Product: placental prolactin-related protein 3-like
Exons: 5
Coding region: 1-714 (237 amino acids)
Biological process (GO): positive regulation of cell population proliferation; positive regulation of receptor signaling pathway via JAK-STAT; female pregnancy
Cellular component (GO): extracellular region
Molecular function (GO): prolactin receptor binding; hormone activity
Source: RefSeq, a predicted model, not a curated record
AUGGCUUCAGCUCCCAGCUUCCGUGGAUACCAGUGGACUUACAAUCCUGUCCAAGGGUCCUGCCUGCUGCUGCUGCUGGUCAUGUCUUAUCUGCUCCUGUGCCAAGGCAAAACAUGCCCGAUCUACUGUCCUGACGUGUUUGACAUCCCCCUGGAAUCACUUAGAAACCUGUUUCUCAACGCCACCAUGCUGUCCCGUGAUAUCGCUAACCAUUCCAAUAUAAUGUUCAAUGAGUUUCAUGAAAAAUAUGUCCAGGGCAAACCGUACUAUAUAAAUAUGCUCUACAGCUGCCAUACCGAUGUCACCCCUACUCCCAAAGAAAGAGAAAUCGCCCUCAUGAUAACCAAUGAAGACCUUGGUCAGUUUAUACUCAUAUUACUGUACUCCUGGAAUAAACCUCUGAAUCAUCUACUCACAGAGCUGUGGAAUAUGGAAGAAGUCUCAGAUACUAUCCUAUCAAAUGCCAGAGAGAAUGUCAAAAAAGUACAAGAACUUCAAGAAUUCAUAGAGAGGCAAUUCAGCAACAUUAUUUUUCCAGUAAGGCGGCUGACUGAGGAUCGCAUAUUCUGGUCAGAACUCCCAUCCCUGGUGUCCAGAAAUGAAGAGAUUAGUCAUUCUGCAUUUUAUAAACUGUUCAAGGGCCUGCAGAGGGAUUCACAUAAUGUUGUCAUUUAUACCAAGAUCCUGUUGUGCCGAACCAACAACUCGUGCUAA